AUCCUUUCCACGUCCGCCAUUUUGACAUACGGUACUUUUCGAGAGUGUUGGUUUUAUGUUUUAUCGUUUCUCGUGAAAAUAAUCUUUUUUACUGAAACGUAAGUAACGCAAGUGGCGUACAUGUGCAACGUGGCGUCGCCAGAGAACCCGAUAGUAAGAGCAAGUCUCUAGGUGAUGGAUCUUUGAGCCGGGAACCUUUGACGAUUCGCUGGGGACUGGGGAGUAGGUCGAAGGUGACAGGCAACCGGGUGUACGCAGUGGCUUCGCAAACCGCACGAUAUCCUCCAGCUCGCUCGCGCGGUAUCACGCGCCACUGGCCUUUUAAAUAGUACGAACGGCAUAAAUCGUCGCUCGUCGGCGAAGCAGUCUAUAGCGAUCCCCCGACGGUCCUGACAUACAAAUACCAACCAUGGGGAACAUGUUUGCAACGUUAUUCAAAGGUCUCUUUGGCAAAAAGGAAAUGAGGAUUUUGAUGGUGGGUCUCGAUGCAGCGGGUAAAACCACAAUUCUGUACAAAUUAAAAUUAGGGGAAAUUGUUACUACAAUUCCCACUAUAGGUUUCAAUGUAGAAACGGUCGAGUAUAAAAAUAUAAGUUUCACCGUAUGGGAUGUGGGUGGCCAGGACAAAAUAAGACCUCUAUGGCGGCAUUAUUUUCAGAAUACACAAGGGUUGAUAUUCGUCGUUGAUAGUAAUGAUAGGGAACGUAUUGGCGAAGCGCGCGAAGAGUUGAUGAGAAUGCUGGCGGAAGAUGAACUUAGAGAUGCGGUACUCCUCAUAUUUGCUAACAAGCAAGAUCUGCCAAACGCAAUGAACGCAGCGGAGAUCACCGACAAAUUGGGAUUGCAUUCUCUACGUAAUCGCAAUUGGUACAUACAGGCAACGUGUGCCACGAGUGGUGACGGACUUUACGAGGGCCUCGAUUGGCUUUCCAAUCAGCUGAAAAAUGCCAACCGCUAAUUGGAAAAGUUACUCUGUCAACAUUCAGUUGCUAUUAACAUCAUACAAAAAACAGCUGCACACCUCCUCCCCCCCUCUACUGGGUAACGAAUGGGUAACAUAAGAAACAAACGUGAAAGAUGGAAAACGUCGCAGGUUCUCCGACAUCUCGAGUGGAAAAUGUAAGAGGAGUUAUUCCUGGGAGUUUCUCUCUCUCUCUCUCUGUGUGUGUGUUUGUGUGCGUCUCGGUAGGUUUUUUUUAACGAGGGGGGAGAGGAGCGAGGAAGCGGUCGCCAGGCACACGAUCCAACGGCCACACCGGACUAUUGCCUUGCGCAACUUAUUAUAAUUAUUAUUAUUAUUAUUAUUAUAUUAGCAUUAUAUAGUUACACUUUUUACACAGAGAUGCCACGAAAAUGUGGAAAACUUGGAAGUAAUUAUAUUAAAGUACCUAACUCUGAAACAUACGAUACACAUUGAUUAAUGAGUAAUUAAAAUGAUACCUCUUGAACGAGAAAAAUUAACAAACACACGAGAAAAGGAAGAGAGUACCCACACAGUGUUGCCAGUUUCGAAUGCGUUGGACAUACCGAUUAUCAUAAAAUGUAGCUGCGUAUUGUACAUUACAUUAUAUAAAUAUGAUAAAAAUGUGAUCAAUAGACGGGAGAGAAUGUUGCUCUGUCCACUACAUUUUCAAAAGUUGCUCUCGCUUUCGGCCCAGCGCGAUUUACACGAAAGUGCAAACGGUGAUUGCAGCAGAUGGUGCAAUGACUUAUCGUUUCCUAGUUACAAAAGUUGCUUUCUACUUUUCUUUUUAAGUUGACGGUGAUGUAGAAAACUUGGGGAGAACGAAAGCUAUCUCGCUAGCUGGCUGGUCGCUCGCUCGCUCGCGCGCGCGCGCGGCAGGCGUGCAUCUUCCUCUGACCUGCCUUCAAACUUGCAGUUCUCGGAACGCAUGUGUCUCGCUAUAAAGGAGAAACAAUUUAUUUAUUACACCUCAAUAAGGUGUACAUACAUCCUUGACAUUCCGAAAUUGUGCAGUGAACGUGAUGAGAAUUUCAAUUGAGAAGAAAAUUGUCAAAAGCUCCAAACUGUCGGCGAAAAGUCAGACCUCGUAGCUGAUCUUGCUAUUUGCAAUUUGUGGCAUUUUACGCCAGCAAUUUCGACGUAGCUGCAUCGCGGUCGUUCUUCGAUGUCCCAACGUUUUUCCUGUCUUUCAAGUACAUUCUUUUUACGAUAUACUCCUUCCCCGAAUUUUUCAUUCAAUCGCCUUUUCGUCAUAUGCGAGAAUUCGUAUAAUUAUGUAUGAAUGUUUAAACAAUUUGUGAAAUAUAUUGUAAUUGUGCUUUA
Molecule: messenger RNA, 2287 nt
Organism: Vollenhovia emeryi
Lineage: Eukaryota; Metazoa; Arthropoda; Insecta; Hymenoptera; Formicidae
Gene: Arf79F
Product: ADP-ribosylation factor 1
Exons: 5
Coding region: 410-958 (182 amino acids)
Biological process (GO): vesicle-mediated transport; intracellular protein transport
Cellular component (GO): cytoplasm; plasma membrane
Molecular function (GO): GTP binding; GTPase activity
Source: RefSeq, a predicted model, not a curated record